Molecule: messenger RNA, 3002 nt
Organism: Hyposmocoma kahamanoa
Lineage: Eukaryota; Metazoa; Arthropoda; Insecta; Lepidoptera; Cosmopterigidae
Gene: bur
Product: GMP synthase [glutamine-hydrolyzing]
Exons: 15
Coding region: 22-2109 (695 amino acids)
Biological process (GO): GMP biosynthetic process
Cellular component (GO): cytosol
Molecular function (GO): GMP synthase activity; ATP binding; GMP synthase (glutamine-hydrolyzing) activity
Source: RefSeq, a predicted model, not a curated record
UGCUGCUGGCGAGUAGGCGACAUGCACACGGCCAGCGCAGACGGGCAGUUCCGUGGCACCAACGGCGCAGGCGCGGGCGCGGGCGCUGCCACGCCGCACUCGCGUGACAAAGUCGCUAUACUCGACGCAGGAUCGCAGUAUGGAAAGGUUAUCGACCGUCGUAUCCGCGAGUUAUGUGUGGAAUCAGACAUCUUGCCCCUAGAUACCCCGGCGUACCAUCUGAAAGAGGCUGGGUACAGAGCCAUCGUCGUUUCGGGGGGACCCAAUUCAGUGUACGCUGAAGACGCGCCGCGGUAUGACGCUGAUAUAUUCAAGAUUGGACUGCCAGUACUAGGAAUUUGCUACGGAAUGCAGAUGUUGAAUAAGGAGUUUGGAGGCUCAGUGCUACGCAAGGAGGCGAGAGAAGAUGGACAGUACGAAGUCGAGGUUGAAACGACUUGCCCGCUGUUCAGUCGACUGGAGAAACUGCAACCUGUGCUGCUAACACACGGCGACAGUGUGCAAAAGGUGGGCGAACGGUUCCGCGUGGGUGCACAGUCCUCGAACCACGUCAUCGCCGCCAUCUACAACGAGCAAAUGCGCCUAUACGGCGUGCAAUUCCAUCCAGAGGUGGACCUAACGCCAAAAGGCAAGCAGAUGCUUUCGAACUUCCUGUUCGACAUAGCGGGCCUAUCACGUUCGUUCACGCUGCGUUCGCGCCGCGAAGCUUGCAUCCAGUACAUCAAGGACACUGUUGGCGAUAACAAAGUGCUUGUAUUAGUGAGCGGUGGUGUAGACUCAACGGUGUGUGCAGCGCUGCUGCGGACCGCGCUGCGUGAUGACCAGCUUAUCGCGCUGCACAUCGACAACGGUUUCAUGCGUAAGAAUGAGAGCGCCAAAGUGGACCGGUGUUUACGCGAUCUCGGCGUGCGUCUACACGUCAUCAAUGCUGCACAUCAGUUCCGGCAAGGCAGCACGGUAGUCCGCGAUAGUGGUGGCCGCGCGCGACACACGCCGCUGCUCUGCCAUGCACUAGCGCCGGAGGACAAGCGCAAGAUCAUCGGCGAUGUCUUCAUCCGCGUCGCAGAACGUGCCGUGCACGACUUCAAUCUCAACGAGGAACAAGUCCUCCUAGGCCAAGGCACUCUCCGACCGGACCUGAUCGAGUCCGCGUCGUCUCUAUGCUCGACCAACGCGGCUACGAUCAAGACCCAUCACAACGACACUGAGCUAGUAAGGGCGUUGCGCCAGCGCGGAAGGGUUGUUGAACCUUUGAGAGACUUUCAUAAGGAUGAGGUUCGCGCUUUAGGAUUGGAGCUAGGUCUACCGGCAGCUUUAGUAGAACGACAACCGUUCCCUGGACCGGGACUGGCUGUGAGAGUUCUCUGUCAGGAAGAGCCUUACGCCGAGAGAGACUUCUCGGAGACACAGGUGAUCGUGAAGAUAAUGGUGGAGUACGCGUCGAUGUGCCAGAAGUCGCACGCGUUGCUGGGUCGCGUGACAGGCGCAACGGGCGCGGCCGAGCAGGCCGAACUCAAGCGCAUCUCGUCCAAGGCCCCUGUCGCCGCCACGUUGCUGCCGAUGCGUUCCGUCGGGGUGCAAGGUGACUCAAGAACAUAUAGCUACGUAGUUGCGCUUUCCACGGAACGCUAUCCACCAGACUGGAAAGAUAUGCUCUAUCUCGCUAAAAUUAUUCCUCGCGUAUGCCAUAAUGUUAACAGGGUUUGCUAUGCAUUUGGAGGUCUUAUAAAGGAGCAAGUGACAGAUAUUACUCCGACGUUCCUCACACAGCAGGUCGUGUCAACUAUUCGCCAGGCUGACGACCUUGCUACGCAGGUGUUAGUCCAAAGCGGGUACGCGUCGCGCAUCGCACAGAUGCCGGUGGUGCUCAUCCCCAUCCACUUCGACCGUGACGCGGCGGUGCGCGCGCCCUCUUGCCAGCGCUCCGUCGUGCUGCGCCCCUUCAUCUCUACCGACUUCAUGACCGGCAUCGCUGCGCUGCCUGGCAGCGAUGCUAUGCCGCAGGACGUGGUUGACCGAAUGCGUAAGGAAGUACUAUCCGUGCCAGGCAUCUCGCGCGUGCUGUACGACCUCACGCCCAAGCCACCAGCGACUACAGAGUGGGAAUGAUCCCUCCACGAACCCACCAAAACCCCUUUUAUAUAUUUUUUACUGAACGAAUGCACUCAAUGGGCAGUGGUCACCUUUUUUAACUCAGUGAAUAAUGUUUCUCUGUUCUUAUUCAUCCCUAUGUAUACACUAAUUAUGCACGUGCAUUUUUGUUCUGUUAUAAACUUGUUUGCAAUAAGUCAUAGACUUUUAAUAUUAGUACGAUACAAUAAGGGGCUUGUAAAUUGUUGACAUGGAAAUUUUGAUGAUGCACAAGAUCUGAUUAGAAUUUUAUGUAUUCGUGUUUCUAAGUGCCUGUGAAUAAUACUGCCGCCAUUAGUUAAACUAUUAGUUUUGUCACAAGCGCCCUUUAAAAAGGCGCUUGUCAGUCAAAACUGAGAAAAUAUUGUUCAAAGAAGUGAAAUAUCUACUUUUCCGUUGCGGUAACGUAAUACCUUACCCGCUUAGGAAAAUAAAAUAUUUUUGAAAAAAUGUCACAUGCGCCCUUUCAAUUAACGGCGGCAGAUAUAUGUGUAAUACUGAGGAAAGUACAAUAGCUUUGUAUUAUAUUUUUAUGACUGUUGUCAGUUCACAUUUUACUGGUAUCUCUCUAUAGCUAAAUCAGAUUUUAUUCUGUUUUCAAUGAAUUUAUUAUUGUAUAAUAUGAACAGAAAACUUAAGUUUCGUUUAUUAUAAUUUUACGUAUAUUUAGCUCAUCCGACCACUGCCCGUCAUAAUGAACUUUUGUAAAUACAAACAUUGGUGUCACGACACAAAGUAAAUUGGUGUCACAUGUUAUUGUUAGCUCCACUGAUCAGUUUUGUAACUUGUAAUAAUUUAUUAAAAGGCUGUGUAAAAAUUUAUAAAAAAAAGCCGAUAUUCCGCGCGACAAGAUAAACGUAACGAAUCUUGUA